Molecule: messenger RNA, 814 nt
Organism: Arabidopsis thaliana (thale cress)
Lineage: Eukaryota; Viridiplantae; Streptophyta; Magnoliopsida; Brassicales; Brassicaceae
Product: LOW protein: ATP-dependent RNA helicase-like protein
Exons: 1
Coding region: 75-611 (178 amino acids)
Source: RefSeq, marked reviewed
AUGUUAGGUUUCCUUUUGAGAUCCCUAGUGACAUAAAUAUGGUUAUCUUCUCAAAAAAAUGAGCAGCAAGAAAGAUGAUGAAACCUACAUCAAAAUCAAUUCAGAGAGUUGGUCGUUUCUUAAAGAAGACUCUUGGGAGCAUCAAGUCCACUAUCUGCUCUAGUGAUUACAAAAACUUACCUAACGACACUCCUCUCUUGAGCCCUUACUCCUGCAGCCGCCGCUGUCCAGAAGAUUCCCAAACCCAAACCAAAGAAAGCUACACCGUUAUCUGUUGUGACACGGCUGUGGCAGAUACAACACACCAGAAGAGUCUCAACAACCAACAUAAAAAGAAACCGAAGAAAGUCGCUGAGCCAUUCGAGGAUGCAAAGAAAAGAGGUGACGCGUUGGCGCAAAAGAUGAAAGAUCUCAAUAUGGUGGAUCUGAGAGACGUGGAUCACGCAUUGGAUGUAAGGGAAGCGCUUCGAUGCUAUUCAAGCAUCAGAAGUCCUGUGUAUCUUGACAUUGUUGACAAUUUCUUCACAGACAUGUAUUACGAGUUCUCUGAUCCUCGUACCUCUGCUAAGAUCAACGGUUCAAGGAGAAAGGCAGGCUCCUUCAGGCUUUAAAGUUCCUCUGGAUCAGCUUUGCUUUCACGGGCUAUCUGUAGUUCUUUCAUCUAUAGAGUAUGCACUUCUUAAGAACAGUGUUAACCAUUACACACACCGCUUUGGUAAAAUCACCUGUCACCACCCUCAGUUUCUACCUCAUCUUGUAGAGUCAAGUUACGCUCCUAUUCUCAACUACUAUCAAUGCAACAUAUUUUCCACUU